Molecule: messenger RNA, 6470 nt
Organism: Motacilla alba alba
Lineage: Eukaryota; Metazoa; Chordata; Aves; Passeriformes; Motacillidae
Gene: NCAPG
Product: non-SMC condensin I complex subunit G
Exons: 21
Coding region: 97-3204 (1035 amino acids)
Biological process (GO): mitotic chromosome condensation
Cellular component (GO): condensed chromosome; cytoplasm; condensin complex
Source: RefSeq, a predicted model, not a curated record
CCGCGCGCGGUUUGAAGCUGCGCGCGCGGACGCUGCGACCGUUGGUGGCGCGCGCGCGGGGCUGCGAGGGGUCGGUGCCGCCGCCGCCGCUCGGCCAUGGGCGCCAAAAAGAAACUGCUGCAGGUCCAGGAAGCCUUUCAGCUGGCCCAGAAGCCUCACCAGAACCACGCGAAGCUCGUGGUGGCUCUGAAGAGCACUUAUGCUCAGUUGGAUGAUAAAGAAGGCUUUAAUGAAAAAUUCAUUCACUUCCUCAAGUAUGCUAUGAUAAUCUACAGGCGGGAACCAGCGGUGGAACGAGUGAUCAAUUUUGCAGCUAGAUUUGUUACUUCAUUCUAUCAGACGGAGAAAGAAGAUGGUAGUGAGGAGGGAGAAGAAGAUAAUUUACUUCUGAAUUAUGUGUUUAAAUUUCUGCUUGAGUCUCACAAUGCCAACAGCCAUGCAGUUAGGUUUCGAACCUGUCAGCUUGUUAACAAGAUUUUGGGAAAUAUGCCAGAGAAUGCUGAGAUUGAUGAUGACUUAUUUGAUAAAAUUAAUGAAGCUAUGCUGAUUAGACUUAAAGAUAAGUUUCCAAGUGUGAGAAUUCAAGCUGUCUUGGCCCUGUCAAGACUUCAAGAUCCUAAGGAUGUAGACUGCCCUGUUGUUAAUAUUUACAGCACAUUGCUUGAAAAUGAUUCCAACUCAGAUGUGAGACGUGCCGUGCUGUCAUGUAUCGCUCCUUCAGAAAGGACUCUGCCAAUAAUUGUAGGCCGCACCAUGGAUGUAAAGGAGGCUGUCAGAAAGCUGGCAUAUGAAGUUUUGGCAGAAAAAGUUCACAUGAGAGCUUUGACAAUAGCACAGAGAGUUAAAUUGUUGCAACAAGGACUUAAUGACAGAUCUGAUGCUGUUAAGGAGGUAAUGAAGAAGAAGCUACUUCAAGCCUGGUUACAAUUCACUGAAGGGGAUGUUUUAGAAUUGCUUCAUAGACUGGAUGUAGAAAACUGCCCAGAAGUGGCCAUCCCAGUACUAAAUGCUAUGUUUUCAUUAUCUCCACUUCAUGACAUUGUUCAGAACUGUAAAAACCUUGAUAGCAGAAAGCUGAUUCCACUGGAGGAUUUAACAGCUGAGAAUGUGUUAUAUUGGAGAUGUCUUUGUGAAUAUUUAAAAUCAAAAGGUGAAGAAGGUGAAGUUUUACUAGAACAAGUGUUGCCAGAACCAGCUAUAUACGCAGAUUAUUUAUUGAGUUAUCUUCAAAAUAUGCCAAUUCUCAGUGAAGAACAAAAAGAAGACUUUAAUUGUUUUGAAAACCUGAUGACAAAAGAAUUCAUAGGCCAGCAACUGAUUCUAAUCAUAGGCUGUAUGGAUACCAUGGAGGAGGGAGGAAGAAAGCAUCUGCUAGUUAUUUUACAAAAGAUUCUCAUUUUACCUUCAACUUCAGCAGCACUUAUACCUCUCCUUGUUGAAAGAUUGCUCAGUAUUGUUAAGGAUGAGGACAGAAGGAUUCAAAUUAUUGCAGAAAUUAUCUCAGAAGUUCGUGAGCCGAUUGUUGCAAUUGACCAGCCUAUUGAUGCUGCUGAAAUAAGAAAGCGGGAGCUUAAGCUGGCUGAAAUAAAAGUGAAACUUUUUGAAGCAAAACAAGCUUUGGAAGAAUGCAUUACUCUUCAGGAUUUUAAUAAAGCAUCAGAAUUAAAAGAGAAAAUAACUGAGUUGGAACACACAAAAAAUGAUCUGAUAAAAACAGCAGAGCAAGCUGAAAUUAAAGAAAUGCGUGUGGAGAAGAAUGAUCCUGAAACACUGUUGAAGUGUUUGAUGAUGUGCUAUGAGGUUCUGAAGAUCAUGUCUCUUUCUAAAGGAAUUAGUCCAACCAUUAAUGAAAUCAUUCAAUCUCUGAUACUUCCAGGUGUAACUAAUGUCCACCCAGCUGUGAGAAAUAUGGCAGUUCUGUGUUUGGGUUGCUGUACCCUUCAGAACAAAGAAUUUGCCCAACAACAGCUUCCAUUGCUGUUACAGGUUUUACAAAUAGAUAACAUAAAGAUAAAGCUCAGUGCUUUAAAGGCAAUCUUCGAUCAACUAAUGCUGUUUGGAAUUGAGCCUUUUAAAACCAGAAGAGGCAAUGAUUCUCAAAGUGAAAGUGCACACAUUAGAACUGAAAAUGGUGAGGAUGAAAGUGAAGCAGUAGAGGAGGAAGAGGAGAGUGCCACAGUUCACAGCCUUCUGAAGCUUCUUUCUAGCUUCUUAGACAGUGAGUAUUCAGAACUGAGGACAGAAGCUGCAGAAGGCCUUGCCAAACUGAUGUUCUCUAGAAGGCUGAUCAGUGCCAAGCUCCUUUCUCGUCUUGUUUUGCUGUGGUAUAAUCCCGUGACUGAAGAGGAUACUCGGCUCCGACACUGCCUGGGAGUUUUCUUCCCUUUAUUUGCUUAUGCAAAUAGGUCUAACCAGGAGUGCUUUGAAGAAGCUUAUCUUCCAACUCUGCAAACACUGUUAAAUGCUCCUGCAACAUCACCUUUGGCUGAAGUAGAUAUCAGUAAUGUUUCUGAACUGUUAGUGGACCUCACCAGACCAAGUGGACUGAAAUGUCAGUCCAAGAAGUCUCACGACUAUCAGGAGUUAACAGUGCAUGAUACUUUAGCCAUGAAAAUUUGCAAUGAAAUCCUGGCAGACCCAACUGCACCAGAUGUCCGUAUUUAUGCAAAAGCUUUAAAUUCUCUAGAACUCAGUAGUUCUUCUACAGAGAAUCUUCUGGUGUUGCUCGAUGAGAUUCAAGAGAUAGUGGAAGAUAAACCAUGUCAAAGAGCUAUUGAGAAGAUCCAUAUGAAAUUAACCAAGGAUCCUAAUGUGGGCAAAAACCACUCUGGAAGAACUGAGGAAACAGGUCGCUCUGAAGGGACACAGGAAGGAGACGUCACAUUGUCUGAAAAUACUGUUCACAAUGAAGAAGAAAAUAAUAAAGAUGCUCUUCACACUCCAGUUAAUGAAGUUAAAGAAACUGCAAAAUUAAGAUCUACAAGAAGCAAAACUGGCAGAGGACAGCGGAAAGCGGCAGAAGUGAGGUCUGUGAGCCGAAGAAAAACUGGUGCAAGUGUAAAACGUGGUUCUGAAAGUUGUGAUCGAAUUCCAGAACCAGUUCCAGUGUCAAGUUCGAGGCCUCAACGACGAGCAAAAACUUUGGCACUGGAGAAAACCCGAAUGAAUCUUUCUAGACUGUUAAAUGAGGAAACAGAUGAGUGAAGACAAGAGAAGAAAGUGCCUUUGUCAACACUGGUAGUUAACAUCAGACUUGAAAAUAAGAUUUUUUUUCUUGCUAGUCAUAUUUGCUCCUUUUAUAUGAGUCAUUUAUAAUUCUACAUUUCUAUAUUUUUAAAUACUUUUUAUUUUUUUCUACAGUUUUUCUUUAAUAGAUGCUUGCAUUUCCUGUAUUUCCUGAUAUAAAGUCCCUCAUUCAUGUAAUAAAAAUGGAUUAAAAUUCAACAAAACUUGGAUCUUUUCUCUUUUACUUUAUAGAGAAGAAUGCAUCUUACCUGCGAAUAAAAAUUGCUGUUGGUGCUAAGUAUUCCAUAGUCAAAGCUGUUUUGAUAUUUAACAGUAGCAGAGAGUGGUUGCUUGUGAUGGCAGCAGUUUUGACUGUACCUACUUGUACAGCACCUGCUUUCUUCAUUUUUAUACAGUUUUAUACCAGUAAAACCUGGUCAGCAGAUGCAUGUAUCUACUAUUCAUGUUACUGUAAAAUAAUUGAUCUUUAUUGUGAAUUCUGCUUCCUGCAGGUGUGUCCACUUAAUUAAACAAAGUCAAAGUGGUAAAACCGGGUAACUGAUUUUACAAACCAUACUGAAAGUCUACUGAUGCUGACCUUGUUAUGUACAAUCAGGGAUGUGCUUUUAGAAAAGCACAAAAAUAUUUGUGGUACAAAAUAAGAUCUGGUAAGGAAAGGAUAUUUAAGUACAGAAGGGGAAAAAAAUUAAAUCUUCUCAGGUCAGUGUUGUGUCUUUUUUCAGUAGUAUCCAGUUGUUAUUUCUUUGUAGCUCUGAAGUUCAAGAUGUAGGAAUGGCCAGGAGUUGCAGAGGACAGCAGAUGAAGGCGUGAUCACAGCAGUCACUGUGGCUGAGCAGGCUCACUCGCCUUGGGAACGCCACGCAGCCGUGUCCGUGUCGCAGUGGGGUCAUUUCGGAGCAGUGGCAGCAAACUUGCUCCAUUCCUCGACAUGCACGUCUCAGCCAUGGAUGCCAAAUGCAGUUUUCCAAGGAACUUGCAUUUUGAACUGGUAAAUAUGCUAUAAAUGAUCUUUGUAAUUCUCAGGAAAGACUUAAGGACACAAGUGAAAUUUAGUAUUCCUAAAGCGUAAUGCCUAAACUAUUAUGCUGUUUCCAAGCUUGCAUGUAGGAAACAGAGGGAUUGUGUUGCUUUUUAUCCUUUGCAGUUUUUGUUGGAAACUUGUCUAACUGCAAAAUGCCACGACACACUUUUCUGCUGGCAUUUGCUCUAUUCAGAAGCUUCUGUAACUGUGAUGAGUUAAUUCUAUAAUUUUAAUCAUAAUUUUGAGGUCCUGAUCUCCCUCCUUUGGUAACUCUUUAAAUCUUCAAAUCGUGUUGUAGUAUGAGUUUGUGUACUUGCAGCCACUUCAGAUCAGAGAUGCCCUCUGUCCCCUUGAAUGCUGUCUGAACAUAGUUGAAAUGGGCAAAGUGUGUAGUUGUCUUUCUCAGUUAUAAGAGCUUCCUUAGGGCUUUAGUUGUUGGUUUUUUUUUAAAUUUAAGUUCAAAGUCUCUCUCAUCCUCCCUCUCUUGAGUGGUUUGUUUUUUAAACACUGAGCAACUGGUGCUAAUCCACUCUUAUUUUUUCUUAAAAUGAAUUUUGAGGCAAAGCAGGAGCAAUAAAUAUCCAUAAAAGCCUCUGGGCAUGCCUUCCUGAGUAAGACUUUAGUUUUGCCUUCUUGCUCUUCUGUUGUGCCUUGCCAUGCAUCCAGGUUCUGUCUCUUGCGUCUCUUGGGAAUGCUGGACUGAAAAGCUGAGGUUUCCCUCAAGUCACCUCCCAGUCUGUGGAUGCCUGUGCUGCGGAUGUGGCUUCACUGGUGUGUGUUAAUAGAAAAUAGACUUUGUCUAACUAGAGGCCCCUGGGCUGUUGUGGAGCUGGAGUUCCCAGUGGGAGAGGCCAAGGAAGCUGGGCUUGUUGAGACUGUGAAUGUUGGAGGAUCCCCAGUUACCUGCAAGGAGUCCAGUAAAAAGAUAAUAUAGGGCUCUUUGUGGCCUGUGAUGAGAGGAUAAAAAAACAAUGGGUAUAAAUUGAAACUCAGACCAGAAGAGAAGGUGAAAAAGGCAGUGAAACAAGUUAAAAACUGCUGGAACAGGUUGCCUGUGCAGGUUCUGUCCUAGAAGUUUUUAAGACAAAGCUAGGUGUGAACUACUCACAGCUGGCUGCCUUUGAGCAGGGUGUACAAUUAUGGACCUUCCUGAUGUCCUUUGUGUUGGACUUACCCUGUGAUCCUUUCAGGCCAGAUACUUAAGCAGCAACUGGCACUGAAUUUCCAGCCCCUCUGGGUACAUUGCCUGCCCAAUUCCCUGUAAAGGCAAGAGUUUUCUGUGUAAUACAAAAUUUGAUGUGUUUUUGAAAAUUACCUUUUCAGGAAGGGUGGCUGCAUCAUUGCAGGGUGGGACAAUCAGAUGUGUGCUGUCUCUCAAAGUUCACUAUUACUGAUGAUCGAGGUUUCAGUGUAUGCAGCUGGCUUCCUGAGAAAGGCACAUGGUAGCAAGAAAACAUCCAAAGGUGACAAGGAGCCAAGCUUGGAAUUGCAAUCUUGCUAUGCAUUACCCCUUCUAGCUAAAAUAACACUGUUUUUUACUUUACUUCUAUGUCUUGAAAGUACCUAACUUCCCAGCUUCUUAAUUAAGGAAUAAAAUUUUAUUCCUUGAAUUUUAUUCCUAAAAAUAUUUAAAUUUAUUGAAAAACAGCCUCUUUGUUGCUCUGGACCAAUUACUGUGUGUCCUUCCUCUUUUGGCUGGCUAAACACAACAGUGUCAAACAUGAACUUGAACUUGACUUGAUACUAAAUAAUGGUAAAAUAGCAGUGGUCACUCAUCAAACUUGGAUGCCAUGUUUAUUCCCACACUAGUUUUUGUUUCUUUAAAGCAAUGUUGUGAUUCUUGUUUGCUUGUGUGUUCUGUCUCUUCAGCCUAUGCACUAAAGCAGCUUCUUUUGAGAACAGGCCUUUGGCUGGUUGCUCUGCAGGCUGAAGGACAGCAGGGGCUGGUGAGCUUGGGUUAUGUCUGAAAACUCAAAGGAAUAAUAAUAAUAAUAAUAAUUAAUAAUAAUAAUCUGUUAACAAAAACCAGGCUUCUGCUUGGAGCUGAGGGAGACAUGUCCAAACCAGCGAGGUGCUGGUCUUUACUGGGUCUUUGAAAUCAGAAAAUCCAUGUGCCCCCUCCCACGGGCACACACACAGUUCCAGCUGCCUUGGCUCCAGUGCUUGUGCGACUCCUGUGUCCUGCCUGCCUCCUUACUGACCU